AUGGCACACGCCAAAUUAAGAGAAGAACUUGACGCUAUUUCAGACGACCCUAUUCUCCUAAAAGACAUUUCCUUGGUGAGUUUGUUUCUGCUACUCGAUGUAUUUUUUAGUUGCCAAAGAAUUACACUUUUGAAAUUCCUAAAACAAUAUGGAAGAUAAGGACAACAGGAUCAAAAUAUGUGGCGUUGCAGCUACCAGAGGGUUUGCUGCUGUAUGCAUGUAUCAUAAGUGAUAUAUUGACGAAACACACGGGAUGUGAAGUUUUCAUCAUGGGUGAUGUUACUUAUGGUGCCUGUUGUGUUGAUGAUUAUACUGCCCGUGCAUUGGGAUGCACUUUGUUAGUUCAUUAUGGUCAUAGUUGCCUCGUUCCCAUUCAAGACACACAGGGAAUACAUCUGUUGUAUAUAUUUGUGAAUAUAAACAUCAAUCUCAGUCACGCCAUUGACUCGGUGGUGGCCAAUGUUGAGAAGGAAAAGAAGAUGGCAUUAGUGAGCACUGUGCAGUUUGUUACUUCAUUGAAUGUAUGUUUAGAGAUUUAAUUUAAAGUUGUUGUUCAGGCGUUAAAAAAGCAGUUAGAAUCGAUGAACUUCUCUGUUUAUGUCCCUCAAUGCAGUCCUCUAAGCCCUGGUGAAAUUCUUGGAUGUACUUCUCCGAAGCUUUCUGAGGAUACUGAUUACAUCCUGUAAGCAACUUUCUUGUGUAUUAUGGCUUCAGAUAUGUUGGAGAUGGAAGGUUCCACUUGGAAUCAAUUAUGAUUCAAAACCCUAGGAUCAAAGCACUUCAAUAUAACCCUUACAGUAGGAUAUUAUCUGCAGAAGAAUAUGGAUUUGAUAUGAUGUUAGAGCGAAGGAAAGAAGCCGUUCGCAUUGCCCGAUUAUCCAAAGUUUUUGGGAUUAUUCAGGGAACUUUAGGACGUCAGGGAAAUGCCAAAAUCUUUAAUGAUAUGGAAAACAAGCUGAAGGAGAAAGACCUCAAGUUCGUCAGAAUCCUGAUGUCAGAAAUCUUUUCCCCAAAGCUCAAGUUGUUUAAUCAGGUAGAAUGGUAAGGUAGUGCUCGUUUAAGAAAGGUUAUUUUUAGCUGGGCCCAAGUCGCUUGUCCUCGUUUGUCAAUUGAUUGGGGUAUGUCGUUUGAAAGGCCUCUUCUUACACCAUUCGAACUUUCAUGGGCGUUGAAUUACGUUGAAGUAGCUGACAAAACAUACCCCAUGGAUUUCUAUGCCUUUGACUCCUUGGGUCCAUGGACUAACAACCACUCCACCUACCGGCCUCAACGAGCGCGACGCCGCCGCAUCCCACUCAGCUGA
This is a messenger RNA of Bursaphelenchus xylophilus (pine wood nematode), 1303 nucleotides long. The record is from the annotation of a GenBank genome assembly. NCBI's taxonomy places the organism in Eukaryota, Metazoa, Nematoda, Chromadorea, Rhabditida, Aphelenchoididae.